CAGAAGAUGCGAUACUAGAGAAAAGUUGGGAAAUUUCAGCCUUAUCGACACGUGACAGAUAGCUGAGUCAGCGGCACGGCAGGCAUCACGUGCGCGGCUGCCGUGCUGGCCUCAAUGCAACUGCAACCAACACCUCGAGGCUGGAUUCCUUCUUUCUCUCGCCUUCAUCUUUAGCGGUGACCUCCUGCUCCUGUCAUCCCAUGCCAGCUUGUCCACUGCUUGUGGCGUGGAAGCUGUAGACUAGACAACAUGCGGUUCCAGCGAACCCUCCUCGCGGCCCUCCUCGCGCCCUCCCUCUCCGCCGCCUUCUACCUCCCUGGCGUCGCGCCCACCUCCUACGAUGAAGGUCAAUCCGUCCCCCUCUACGUGAAUCACCUCACUCCCGGCAUCGCCCAGCAGGACGAGCAGCUCCACUCCGUCUUCUCCUACGACUACUACCACCCGGCCUUCCGGUUCUGCCCCCCAGCGGACGGCCCCAAAGAUGUGCGGGAAUCGCUCGGCAGCAUCCUGUUUGGCGACCGCAUUCAGACGUCGCCGUUCGAGCUGCACAUGGGCAAGAACGAGACCUGCAAGGCCAUCUGCGGGCAGGUGUCCUUCGACGCCCGCAGCGCCAAGUUCGUCAACCGCCGCAUCCAGCAGGGCUACAACAUCAACUGGCUCGUCGACGGGCUGCCGGGCGCCCAGAUCAACAUGGAGGCCGUCACCCAGGACAAGUUCUAUAGCCCGGGGUUCGCCCUGGGAUCGAUCAACGAGGACGGCGUGCCCGUGCUCAACAACCACUUCGAGAUCCUGAUCGAAUACCACCGCGUCGGAUACGGCAGCCAGGAGAAGUACCGCGUCGUGGGCGUGCUCGUGCAGCCGGACUCCCGCCGCAACACCCAGAUGCUGGAGGACGGCACCGCCCAGUGCGAGAGCGACGGCGUCGGCGUGACCCUGGACGAGGAGGGUGAGACCGCCGUCACCUGGACGUAUAGUGUGUACUGGCGCGAGUCGUCCACCGCGUGGGCCACCCGCUGGGACAAGUACCUGCACGUGUACGACCCCAAGAUCCACUGGUUCUCGCUCAUCAACUCUGCUGUCUUUGUGGUCUUCCUGGUCGGCAUGGUCAGCAUGAUUCUGGUGCGGGCGCUGAAGAAGGAUAUCGCGCGGUACAACCGGCUGGAUAUGAUCGACCUGGACGACCUGAACGGGACAUCUGCGGCGGUGGAGGACGGCAUCCAGGAGGAUUCGGGCUGGAAGUUGGUCCACGGCGACGUGUUCCGGUGCCCCAAGUCCCCGCUGCUGCUGAGUGUGCUGGUGGGCAACGGCGCGCAACUGUUUAUGAUGACGGGCGUGACAGUUGUGUUUGCCCUCCUCGGUCUACUGUCCCCCGCCAACCGCGGCUUCCUGGCCACCGCCAUUCUUCUGAUCUACACACUUUUUGGAUUUGUCGGCGGCUACGUAUCGUCCCGGGUGUAUAAAUCUCUUGGAGGCGAGUCCUGGAAGCGCAACAUCAUCAUGACGCCCGUGCUGGUGCCCGGCUUCAUCUUUGGCGUCUUCUUCCUGCUCAACCUGUUUGUGUGGGCCAAGGGGUCCAGCGGCGCCGUGCCUUUUGGUACCAUGCUGGCGCUGGUGUUGAUCUGGUUUGUGAUCAGCGUGCCGCUGAGUGUGGCGGGUAGCUGGCUCGGAUUCAAACAAGAGGCCCUGGAAGGUCCCACCAAGACCAACCAGAUCCCCCGGCAGGUCCCCCCCAUGACGGGCACCCUCCGCACCACGCCGUCCAUCCUGCUGACGGGCAUCCUGCCGUUCGGAGCGAUCUUCGUGGAGCUGUACUUCAUCAUGACGUCGCUGUGGACGAACAAGAUCUACUACAUGUUCGGGUUUUUGUUCCUGUGCUACGGGCUGAUGGUGAUCACGUCGGCGGCGACGACGGUGCUGCUGGUGUACUUCCUGCUGUGCGCGGAGAACUACCGGUGGCACUGGCGGGCGUUUGCGGGAGCGGGCAUGACGGGGGGGUACGUGUUCUUGAACGCGAUCCUGUUCUGGAUCACCCGGGUCAGCUUCGGGGGGUUGACAGGAGCGGUGCUGUACGUGGGGUACUCGGCGCUGAUUGGAUUUGUGGUGUUCAUUUUGACUGGUACGUUGGCUCUUCCACUGCUCUCUCUUUCUCUCUCUCUCUCCGUGUUUCCCCCCAUCUCUUUCGUUCCCUCUCUCUGUGUGUAUACUGACUGACUGACCGUCCAGGCUCCAUUGGAUUCUUCGCCAGCUGGGCGUUCGUGCAGCGCAUCUACG
Molecule: messenger RNA, 2271 nt
Organism: Aspergillus heteromorphus CBS 117.55
Lineage: Eukaryota; Fungi; Ascomycota; Eurotiomycetes; Eurotiales; Aspergillaceae
Product: transmembrane 9 family protein
Exons: 4
Coding region: 250-2211 (653 amino acids)
Biological process (GO): protein localization to membrane; vacuolar transport
Cellular component (GO): fungal-type vacuole membrane; endosome
Source: RefSeq, a predicted model, not a curated record